AUGUGGGCUGAUAAGGACCGUCUUGGUCAGGCUGGCUGGUCAGAUGCCCGUUCAGUUUUGAGAAGUCUUGUUCGGGAUGAACUUGUAAGCCUGGCUGCUGGCUGCAAACCGUUUUCCUUAUGCUUCCCGAGCACCAGACUUAACUAUAUCAAGGCUGUUAAAGAGGCUUGUGUCUGCUGUGACAUCAGUUAUGAGCUUGAUCACAUAUUGUCCCCACCACCUAUGCCUUUUCGAAAAUCCAGCAAUCCAGAGGUCUUAUCUGGCCCCGGAAAGUCUUUCAAAUAUAAGAGGCAGCUGAGUGAAGAUGGGAGACAGCUCAGAAGAGGAAGCCUUGGAGGAGCUCUGACUGGCAAGUAUUUGCUUCCCAAUGCAAAUGGACAUCAGCUAUGGCAACCUGCAGAAACCACCAAUCUUGUUCGCAUGCGCUGCCAAGCACUUGGGCAGUCAGCACCUUCACUUACUGUUAGUUCGGAUUAUACUGAUAUGUACAUGGCUGGUUUAUCCACAAAGCUACCUGAAAUAAUGUUUCAAGAACAACAAAUCAGCACUUACGGGUAUAAUUAUGAUUCGUACUUGAUGCUGCUGCUUAUUAUCUCUGGCUCUUUGGAAUGGAUGUGA
Lagopus leucura (white-tailed ptarmigan) is the source of this 618-nucleotide messenger RNA. RefSeq lists its product as uncharacterized. The transcript has 5 exons. Bases 1 to 618 code for a protein of 205 amino acids. NCBI's taxonomy places the organism in Eukaryota, Metazoa, Chordata, Aves, Galliformes, Phasianidae. The record is from RefSeq and is a predicted model, not a curated record.